Musca vetustissima is the source of this 386-nucleotide messenger RNA. Its product is annotated as protein kinase 4-like. Lineage: Eukaryota; Metazoa; Arthropoda; Insecta; Diptera; Muscidae. The coding region runs from base 29 to 385 and encodes 118 amino acids. The transcript has a single exon. The record is from RefSeq and is a predicted model, not a curated record.
CCGUCGUGAACAAGAAAACAGCAACCCCAUGUCCCAUAACAGCAAUAGAAGUCUAUCGAAAAGCAGCCGCAGUAGCAACAAACAUCAACACUUCAAUAGCAGCAACAAUAUAGAAAGUCCAAGCAGUAGCAGCAGUAGUUGUAGCAACAGCGACGCCAACCGUAGCAGAGGCGGCGGCAGUGGCCAUAGUUAUAGCAACAGCCAAAAUUAUACCAGCAAUUACGAUAAUAAUUUUAGCAACAAUUACAGCGGCAACUAUAGCGGUGAUUAUAGCAUCUACACCUAUACCAACUACAAUCAAAAGCAACAAAAACAACAAGUACAGGAACAGGACGAACAGCAGCAACACGAUCAUUUGAAAGAGCUGCAACAGCAACAGAGGUAAA